This is a messenger RNA of Oldenlandia corymbosa var. corymbosa, 780 nucleotides long. NCBI's taxonomy places the organism in Eukaryota, Viridiplantae, Streptophyta, Magnoliopsida, Gentianales, Rubiaceae. The record is from the annotation of a GenBank genome assembly.
AUGGGCAAGUCCUUUAAGGAAUCUCUCAAGGCUCUAGAAGCUGAUAUUCAGCUUGCCAACACACUGGCAUUGAGUUAUCCCCGGGAACGAGAUGGAGCUGUUCUUCAAAUGAGGAUGUCUUAUGCUCCAGCUGCACAUUUGUUUAUGUUUCUCGUUCAAUGCUUUGAUUGUCAGCUUGCUGGUACACUUGGCUUACUUCGAAUUCUUAUUUACAUGUCGUAUGCUGAUGGAAAAACUACAAUGUCUGUUUAUGAAAGGAAAGCUAGCAUCAGAGAAUUUUAUGGAAUAAUAUUUCCUUCUUUAUUGCAACUUCAAAGAGGGAUAACUGAUAUGGAAGAGAAGAAACAGAAGAAGAUUUGUUCACUUAGGUACUCAAGGAGAAAUUGGGAGAACAUAUCUGAUGUUGACUUAGAAAGAGAGAAUGAAUGUGGAAUUUGCAUGGAAUGCACUGGCAAGGUUGUCUUGCCUAAUUGCAACCAUUCUUUGUGCAUAGAGUGUUACAAUCAGUGGCGCCGUCGCUCUCAGUCCUGUCCUUUUUGCCGGAACAAUCUUAAACGAGUGAACUCAGGGGAUCUCUGGAUCUGCAUUGAUAACAGUGAAACUGUUGACUUAUCUGUAAUUAUGGAAGAGAACCUGCAGAGGCUUUUCGUGUUCAUUGAAAAGUUGCCGCUUAUUGUUCCUGAGUCUGUUUUAAAUCAAUAUGACUACCCUAUUAGUCAUAGUUCAGAGAGCUCUAUUGACAUGCUGCCUUUGCCCCGAGUGGCAUCUGGCUUCCUAUAG